AUGACUUUAGUAAUAGAAAAUAGUAGAACUGCUAUUGGAAUACGAGGAAAAGAUGGUGUUGUAUUUGGAGUAGAAAAGCUUAUUACCUCAAAGUUGUAUGAAAAAGGAGACAACAAAAGAAUUCUUAAUAUCGAUCGUCAUAUAGGUGCAGCUGUAGCUGGACUCAAUGCUGAUGCUAGACAUUUGAUUGAUAGAGCCAGGGUUGAAGCUUCAAGCUACAGAAGUAGUUAUGGUGAUGCUAUACUUCUUAAACAUUUGACAGAACGUGUUGCUGGUUAUGUACAUGCGCACGCUUUGUACAGUUUUGUACGUCCAUUUGGUGUGAGCUUGAUUAUUGGUUCGAUUGAGAAGGAUGGUCCUCAGAUGUAUCUCGUAGAACCAUCAGGGGUUUCAUGGGGUUACCAUGGAAGUGCAAUUGGUAAAGCUAAACAAAAUGCCAAAACAGAAAUAGAAAAAUUAAAGAUGAAAGACCUGACUAUUAAAGAACUUGUGAAAGAAGUUGCAAAAAUAAUUUACAUUGUCCAUGAUGAAGUCAAAGACAAAUCAUUUGAACUAGAGCUUAGUUGGGUUGGAGCUGAUAUGGGAAAUAGGCAUGAACUUGUUCCACCUGAAGUUUAUAUUGAAGCUGAAAAAUAUGCCAAGGAGGCACUAGAAGAAUCUGAUGACUCAGAUGAUGAGGAUCUGUAG
Physella acuta is the source of this 687-nucleotide messenger RNA. RefSeq names its product proteasome subunit alpha type-3-like. The record is from RefSeq and is a predicted model, not a curated record. Gene Ontology annotation, cellular component: proteasome core complex. Lineage: Eukaryota; Metazoa; Mollusca; Gastropoda; Physidae.